Messenger RNA from Penicillium cosmopolitanum, 1518 nucleotides. Its product is annotated as putative acid phosphatase. Gene Ontology annotation, biological process: dephosphorylation. Lineage: Eukaryota; Fungi; Ascomycota; Eurotiomycetes; Eurotiales; Aspergillaceae. The record is from RefSeq and is a predicted model, not a curated record. Gene Ontology annotation, molecular function: phosphatase activity. Bases 1 to 1518 code for a protein of 505 amino acids. The transcript is spliced from 8 exons.
AUGACAACCCUUAUUCCCCGGGAGCCCUACUCCCCAGAGGAGCUGGAACGGCUCUAUCCUAAAGGCCUGAAAUUGCAAUUGGUACAAGUCUUCCUUCGUCAUGGCGAACGUACACCUGUUUCAUCGCGCUUUCAAAAUACAGGUCUAGCCCCAUGUAAUUCCCCCAAACCCCGUCCCGUUCCAUACGAUGCGGCCACCCAGCUGACUAUUCUCCGUAACGAAGAUCUUUCUUCCUGGAAUGGCUUUCAGUUUCGCCGGAAAAUGGAAUCCUUCGGCAACAGAGACCAAUCUGUUGUUGCAGUAGGCGCGGGCAAUGAGAUUGAGGGAAUCUGCCAGCACGGAGAACUCACGGACAAGGGUCGCGAAACUACCUACGCGCUAGGCCAGCGAUUGCGCCAUCUUUACGUUGACCAGCUCGGAUUCAUGCCCGCGAUCAGGUCCGAUAGCGAAGACAUGUACCUGCGAGCGACGCCCAUCCCCCGCGCUCUCGAGUCGCUGCAGCAGGCUUUCUGGGGUAUGUACCCUACCAGUGCCCGCACCCUCAACUUCCCGCCGCCUGUCAUUGUCGCCCGCUCCGUGUCGGAGGAAACCCUCUUUCCAAAUGAGGGCAAUUGUCGACGAUUCCGCCAGUUGGCUCGACUCUUCGCCGAUCGUGCAGCCUCGCGAUGGAACGAUUCAGAGCAGAUGGAAUAUCUCAACAAGCUUUGGUCUAAGUAUAUGCCGGAGGCUUCGCCCAAGGUGGCGGUGGAUGCGCAUCCUCGUCUGUCCGGUAUUAUGGAUACCAUCAACGCGACUGAUGCUCACGGACCGGCAACGAAGCUUCCUUCUGAGUUCUACGACAAGAAGGGCCGUGCUGUGAUUGAUCGUAUUGCGGUCGAGGAGUGGUUCGCCGGCUACAACGAGAGCACUGAGUACCGCAAGCUGGGAAUUGGUGCUCUCAUGGGUGACGUGGUAGACCGCAUGGUUAGCACUGCAGUUGACGGCGGUUGGCGUAGCGAGACCUCUGCUUCUGGAUCUGGUAAGCCUGGAGAUGGCAAGUCAAUCAAGUUUGCCAUGAGCGGAUGCCACGACACCACCCUGGCCGCAAUUCUGUCCAGCCUCCCAACAACCGAGCCGACGCCGGCUCCAUGCUGGAGGAGUUCUCCAACCCCCCGUGUUGCUGCUAAGAAGACCGGUCUCUUCUCGUCUCUCCUCGGAAACAAGCCUACAGCCCAGCAGAAGUUGGCUCCAUCUGAAACUGCUCGCGCACCCAUUGAGUCGUUCCCCGAAGAGACCCGCGAAUCCCUGCGCAAACACUAUGUCCGCCUCCGCUUUAAUGACCAACCUGUUUAUAUCCCCGGCUGUGCUUCCAAGCCUGAAAACCACCUCCCCGGUGAUGAGAGUUUCUGUACCUUGGACGCCUUUAAGGAAAUUGUUGACAAGUUUACACCCAAGAGUUGGCAAGAUGAGUGCAUGCAGAACCUAGGCCAAGGCCUGCACGGUCCUAAUGACCAGGAACGCAGCCCGGCUGGCUUUUAG